GCAUUCGUUUACGAUAGAGUCGCGAGGAAGUAAUUAGAGAAGGGUUUAUUCUAAUCAUACCUUACCGUUGUUUCUCCCACCGCUAAUCAAAUGGCGCACCAUCCACUCCAGAGACUCGCGUCUCCGUCGAGACAACUGUCCUUGUUGCUGCACGUGGCUGGUAUUGCAUCUUUUUCAGCUUCGUUUAAGUUUCUUUUCAACUGGGAAACGCCGAUAUCUUCAUCUUUUGGUGGACAUUUCCAAUUUCUUACCAUUAUCGGCCUAUCUCUUUCACUAGGCACUUUUGUUGUCGGAGCUCUAGCCGAUGUGACGCUCUCGUCGCAGCUAUUUGCACUUAAGAAUAUCCUUUCUGUGUGCUCGGCGCCGUUGGAGGUGUUAAUCAGUAUCCUCUAUUGGGGACUCUGCGCCAUCGAUAAGACCCUCGUUGUCCCACCCGAUCUAGCACUCGACUUUCUUCCGGAUUUUGGCUUUCAUGCCGCCCCAGCUCUGUUCCUAGCCACGGAUUUGCUUGUUCUCAGUCCCCCUUGGACCAUUCAUGGUUACUCGGCGUUGGCUUUGAGUGAAUCUUUGGCGUUCCUGUAUUGGUUUUGGGUGGAAUACUGUUUCUCCCGCAAUGGCUGGUACCCUUAUCCCAUUUUCGAGUUGUUGAACACGUGGCAGCGGGCGCUACUCUUCACGUUCUCUGCUUCUUUAAUGACCGGAAGCACCAUGUUGUUGAAGUGGACCUAUGGAAAGAUAAACGGCAUCGAAGAGUUUAAGAAAGAAGCUGUGGGCAACCCGGCUGGGAUCAAACGGGAAUAGACGCAUCUCUAUCUAGGUACUUGCAUACCUAGUAGACGGAACUUUUGAUAGCCGUCGAUACAGGAACAAUCAACUGAAUUGCACCUUACCCAUCGACCCGGUUUAUUGGUUCUGGAAUUGGAUUUUUUUACAAAUCACAACCUAGCAUUGAUAGAUAUUAACUCGGGUCGGCCGAGAUUUCAAAGGGAAACGAGACAAUGAAGGACGGAUAGAUAUUAGAGCGCUCAACUUCAACAAAGUCUCUUUUUUACGAUAUACCUAGUACAGAAGUACAAGUUUAAUAAAGGGUCAUCGCAGACAUAACUAGCCUAUCAUGGUCGUGUCAAAUCAUGCGACUAUUUCUGCAGGUG
Messenger RNA from Hypoxylon trugodes, 1151 nucleotides. RefSeq names its product FAR-17a/AIG1-like protein. NCBI's taxonomy places the organism in Eukaryota, Fungi, Ascomycota, Sordariomycetes, Xylariales, Hypoxylaceae. The coding region runs from base 91 to 801 and encodes 236 amino acids. Gene Ontology annotation, cellular component: membrane; endomembrane system. The record is from RefSeq and is a predicted model, not a curated record. The transcript has 2 exons.